Molecule: messenger RNA, 4481 nt
Organism: Abrus precatorius (Indian licorice)
Lineage: Eukaryota; Viridiplantae; Streptophyta; Magnoliopsida; Fabales; Fabaceae
Product: stromal processing peptidase, chloroplastic
Exons: 25
Coding region: 176-3934 (1252 amino acids)
Molecular function (GO): metal ion binding
Source: RefSeq, a predicted model, not a curated record
CGUUGCCCACAACGUGUGUCUACACGUGACAGUUGUAAACUACACAAAUUGAGAAGAGAAAGAAAGGGGAAAAAAAAUCUGAAAAAUCUAGAGGGUGUGUCUGUCCGGGAAUGUGGGUGGCGGAGUCUAUAUAGCUGAAUAGCUUCAUUCACCCUCUUUCGAUUUUUCGGUUACUAUGCCUAUGCUCAUGGCUGCUUCAACUUCAACCUCUGUGGUUGGAAGCGGCCUUGCCAUCCCUCACCAUCGUCAUCAUCUUCUUCUUCACCCUUCCGUCACAACCUCUUCUCGUUUUCACACUCCAUUGCGUAACAACCGUUUAUUCCUAUCUUCUUCCACUAGGGAAAGAAGAAGGCAUAAAGCUGUUCAUGGCGGAUUGAACAAGCCUCGUGCCUGGAAACGCCUUUGUGAACCCUCGUUUUUCGUGCCGCAUCAAAGCUGCACCUCUUGCUGUCUUGCCUCCGCCAAGAAACGCCGUUCAAUUCUCGCAAGAUUUGGUCCUGCGGCUUUUCCUGAUAAUUCUUCUUUUCAGCUAUCUAAGAAUAAAUUCCAGUGUUCUUCUGUCAAGCGGGUUCAACUUCCGCGUGCAACUGUGGGUCCGGAUGAGCCACACGCAGCAAGCACAGCCUGGCCAGAUGGUAUUGCUGAAAAACAAGAUUUAAGUGUAUUGGAUUCUGAAUUAGAGCGGAUUGAGGGGUUUCUAAGUUCUGAACUUCCAUCUCACCCUAAGUUGCAUCGGGGUCAACUAAAGAAUGGACUGCGUUAUUUGAUUCUACCUAAUAAAGUUCCUCCAAAAAGGUUUGAAGCACACUUGGAAGUUCAUGCAGGAUCGAUAGAUGAAGAGGAUGAUGAGCAAGGAAUUGCACAUAUGAUUGAGCAUGUUGCUUUCUUAGGAAGUAAAAAACGUGAGAAGCUUCUGGGAACAGGAGCCCGCUCAAACGCCUAUACUGAUUUCCAUCAUACAGUGUUUCACAUCCAUGCUCCUACAACCACCAAGGAUUCUGAUGGUGAUCUACUUCCAUUUGUUUUGGAUGCCUUGAAUGAGAUAGCUUUCCACCCAAAGUUUCUUUCUUCUAGAAUUGAGAAAGAACGGCGUGCUAUACUCUCAGAGCUUCAAAUGAUGAAUACAAUAGAGUAUCGUGUUGAUUGCCAGUUGUUACAGCAUCUGCAUUCUGAAAAUAAGCUGAGCAAAAGGUUUCCUAUUGGAUUAGAAGAACAGAUAAAGAAGUGGGAUGCAGAUAAAAUAAGGAAGUUUCAUGAGCGUUGGUAUUUCCCUGCAAAUGCUACCUUGUACAUUGUGGGGGAUAUUGAUGACAUCACAAAGACUGUUUACCAAAUUGAAGCAGUUUUUGGACAAACUGGUGUGGAAAAUGAGAAAGGUUCUGUAGCCACUCCUAGUGCAUUUGGUGCAAUGGCUAGUUUUCUUGUUCCUAAGCUCUCUGUUGGUCUGGGUGGAAAUUCUAUUGAAAGAUCUGCUAAUACAAUGGAUCAAUCAAAAAUAUUCAGUAAGGAAAGACAAGCUGUUCGUCCUCCUGUGAAGCAUAAUUGGUCACUUCCUGGAAGCAGUGCUGAUGUAAAGCUACCACAAAUAUUUCAACAUGAGUUGCUUCAAAAUUUUUCAAUUAAUAUGUUCUGUAAGAUUCCAGUGAAUAAAGUUCAAACAUACAGAGAUUUGCGCAAUGUCUUGAUGAAAAGAAUAUUUUUGUCUGCUCUUCAUUUUCGAAUUAAUACAAGAUAUAAGAGUUCAAAUCCACCAUUCACUUCCGUUGAAUUGGAUCAUAGUGAUUCUGGAAGGGAAGGAUGUACUGUGACCACUCUUACUAUAACUGCAGAACCAAAGAAUUGGCAAAAUGCAAUUAGAGUUGCUGUACAAGAGGUUCGAAGACUUAAAGAAUUUGGUGUUACCCAGGGUGAAUUAACUCGUUAUUUAGAUGCCCUUCUGAAAGACAGUGAACACCUGGCAGCCAUGAUUGAUAAUGUAUCUUCUGUUGAUAACUUGGAUUUUAUCAUGGAAAGUGAUGCUCUUGGCCAUAAAGUUAUGGACCAGAGACAAGGGCAUGAAAGUUUACUUGCUGUUGCUGGGACAGUUACCCUUGAUGAGGUUAAUUCUGUUGGUGCCAAGGUGUUAGAAUUUAUAGCUGAUUUUGGAAAGCCUACUGCACCCCUUCCUGCAGCAAUUGUUGCUUGUGUUCCAAAAAAAGUUCACAUUGAGGAAGCCGGUGAAACAGAAUUCAAGAUAUCAUCGACUGAAAUUACAGAUGCUAUCAAAGCUGGAUUGAGUGAACCUAUUGAGCCAGAGCCUGAGCUUGAGGUGCCAAAAGAACUGAUACAAUCAUCAAAGCUAGAAGAGUUGAAAAAUCUGCGCAAGCCAGCCUUUAUUCCUGUAAAUCCUGAAACAGAUGCUACGAAGCUUCAUGAUGAGGAAACUGGGAUCACAAGGCGCCGUCUUUCAAAUGGAAUCCCCAUUAAUUAUAAGAUAUCAAAAACUGAAACACAAAGCGGUGUGAUGCGGCUGAUUGUUGGUGGUGGACGAGCAUCUGAGAGUUCUGAGUCAAGAGGAUCUGUGAUUGUGGGUGUUAGAACACUUAGUGAGGGAGGUCGUGUCGGCAACUUCUCAAGGGAACAGGUGGAACUUUUCUGUGUAAAUCACCUGAUAAACUGCUCCUUGGAAUCUACGGAGGAAUUCAUAUCUAUGGAGUUCCGUUUUACUUUAAGAGACAAUGGGAUGCGUGCAGCCUUUCAAUUGCUUCACAUGGUGCUUGAGCAUAGUGUCUGGGUCGAUGAUGCUUUUGAUAGAGCAAGGCAGUUGUAUCUGUCAUAUUAUAGAUCCAUCCCCAAGAGCUUGGAGCGGUCAACUGCUCACAAACUCAUGGUAGCAAUGCUGGAUGGAGAUGAGCGUUUUAUUGAGCCUACACCAAAAUCACUGGAAAAUUUGACCCUUCAAACUGUGAAGGAUGCAGUAAUGAAUCAAUUUGUUGGUGAUAACAUGGAGGUAUGCAUUGUAGGUGACUUCAGUGAGGAGGAUAUUGAAUCUUGUAUUCUUGAUUACCUUGGCACAGCUCAGGCCACAAGAAAUCACAGACGAGAGGAAGAUUUCAACCCACCCUUAUUUCGUUCAUCUCCAUCUGAUUUACAGUUUCAAGAAGUAUUUUUAAAGGACACCGAUGAGAGGGCAUGUGCUUAUAUUGCUGGGCCAGCACCAAACCGUUGGGGUUUUACUGUUGAUGGAAAAGACUUGCUAGAAUCAAUUAAUAAUGCACCAACAAUCAAUGAUGAUCAGUCAAAAUCUGAUGCUCAACAGACAGAAGAUGGUUUGCAGAAGAGACUUCGUACUCAUCCUCUUUUCUUUGGUAUAACAAUGGGACUGCUUUCUGAGAUUAUAAAUUCUAGGCUCUUCACAACUGUAAGAGAUUCUCUGGGGUUGACAUAUGAUGUGUCAUUUGAGUUAAACUUGUUUGACAGGCUUAAACUAGGAUGGUAUGUGAUCUCUGUGACCUCAACACCAAGCAAGGUGCACAAAGCUGUUGAUGCAUGCAAGAAUGUUCUUAGAGGUCUGCAUAGCAACAAAAUUACUGAGAGGGAAUUAGACAGGGCUAAACGGACCCUUCUUAUGAGACAUGAAGCUGAAAUUAAGUCAAAUGCAUACUGGCUGGGAUUGUUAGCUCACUUACAAGCUUCUUCUGUUCCAAGGAAGGACAUAUCAUGUAUCAAGGACCUAACUUUUCUAUAUGAAGCUGCUGCUAUUGAGGAUAUAUACCUUGCAUAUGAACAGUUGAAAGUGGAUGAGAAUUCUCUAUAUUCAUGCAUUGGGAUUGCUGGUGCUCAGGCUGCACAAGACAUAGCAGCUCCUUUAGAAGAGGAAGAAGUGGGCGAUACUUAUCCGGGUGUUAUUCCUGUGGGACGAGGUUUAUCCACAAUGACACGGCCAACUACGUGAUAUGUUUGGACUUUGUUUUAGCCUGGUUGCUUUAAGAUCUGGAGGGUUUGCAGCAUGUUUCCCAAGAAGUUGCUGCAUUCAUUUAACAUUCAAACAACUCGACAUACGAGCUGUUCGAUAAACCUACGAAGCGGUUCUUGACUUGCGUGUGAUUGAUUUCCAAGUUAAUCUUGCUUUUAUCUUCAAUCGGACCACUAAUAAAAUGCUAUUAAUACCUAUACUUUUGUAGGAUUAGAAUAAAGAAAAUAUAGGAUCUGCCACUAUGAUGUAUAGGUGCCAUUUUUUGUCCGUCGGCCAUAUUUUUUUGUUUUUUUUUUUUUUGGGGGGGUGGCGGGGUGCGGGGGGUAACGCCGACUAUAUCGUAGCGUAGGAAAUUAAUCUGUUUAUUAUGUUGUAAAUCAUUGUUUCCGCGCUUGUAAACUUGGAUUUUUCAUCGUCCCAUCGAAAUGGGAAUUUCUAUCAUCAUUUUCUUGUUUUCCCAAACCGAAAUAGACUUUUGUUUCGCAAGCAAGUUGCUAAUAGAAUGGGCAUAUACACAGUAACUUUU